Molecule: messenger RNA, 2700 nt
Organism: Drosophila simulans
Lineage: Eukaryota; Metazoa; Arthropoda; Insecta; Diptera; Drosophilidae
Gene: s-cup
Exons: 3
Coding region: 648-2258 (536 amino acids)
Source: RefSeq, a predicted model, not a curated record
ACUAGUCAGCAAGUCAAGCCGGAGCUCAGUUGCAGCAGCGCAACGCAUUUGCCCAGACGCACAACUCGCGGUUCGCGGCCAAAACUAAGAGUUACGGAAAUAGACUUGCCUUGGCCAUCGAUCGUUCUACCAGUUACACUCAGAAAAAAACAGGCAAAACAGGCUAUUAUGGCUUAAAGUUUUAAAUGCAUAGAGUUAUGCAAACAAUGUGGCUAUGAAAAAGUGAUAAUUCCAUAGAAAAAUCGUAUCGAAUUCUCUGUGCAAAUGCAUGAUUAAACUUACCUAAUCUAUAAAUUUGUAUAAAAUUAGCAAAGAAAUAUUUAAACAAAUGACAAGCCAAGGGAACUUUUAUAACAAAGUAUUAAACUUGUGUUUCGUGUAGUGUUUGUGUUAGUUUUAGCCCAAAGUUUUCUGUUUGACUCGGCUGUCGUGCUGAAGUCGCCGUAGCCUUCGGCUCGUCGAUUGCGAGGGCUAGCUCCUGGCAGUCGCCUUUCGUCCUUGCUGCGGUCUAGAGCCCAGGCUUUCGCUGCUAGCCAGGCUAGAUGCGCCUCCUUCGGGGCUGAAGUGUGCGUGCUAAUGGCCAUGUAAUGAGUGCGCCGCGCUAAUCGUUAUGCAAUCGCCGUGGCUCGAUUUCCACUCGCAGUGAAAUGUCUCUCAAACGUUAUGCAACUCUGCUGGCCUUUGGUCAAAGUCAGAAUCAAAAUCAGAAUCACACAAUCCCGGCCACAACAAUAUCGCUGGUUUCCACAACGGACCCGCCAUUGCCGUCAUCAUCAUCUUCGACAGCGUUUGGAAGUUUCGUCAGCGAGGAGCAGCUGCAGUCCCAGGAGCAUGUCUCGUCCUCCUCCUCGAUUGUCACACACACCACCUACUACACCGGCGGAUUGGGGCAAUAUCACCAGCAGCGCGGUGGAUCCGUCAUCUCGGGCGUCGGUGGCGGCGGAGGACCUAGUGGACCCCAGACGUAUGCAAAUGUUGUCAACGGCAAUGUGAAUCUGCUGCUUGGCGGAGCAAUGCUUUCCCUGGUGACGACCAUAUUGUGUGUGGUCUGCUAUUGUUGCCAUCGGAACAUCAAAAAGCGAACGGAGGCCGCCUACAGGCAGCAGCAGCACCAGUGGCUCGAGGGCGAUCCCAACAUGGAAAUAUACAGCGUGGAGCAGUGCUACGAGACAUCUGGCCUGUUCCUGGGCGACUCCACCGAUGGCCUGUCCGCCGUGCCCGCCCUGCACCACGAACCACCGCCCUCGUACGAUGCAGUGGUGCUGCACGAACAGCAGCUCCACCAGCAGCAGCUGGAGCAGCAACAGCAGCAGCAAUUGCAGCUGCAACUGCAACAACAGCAACAGCUACUGAUGCAACGCGUCUCGCCGCCGCCAGGAUACCGAUCCUCCUUGGACAUCAGCGGCCAGCCGGGAACGAGCUUCGGUCGCGGCACACCGGAUGGCAGUGUGGAUGCGGUAGCCAGUGGCAGUGUGCAGUGCGCACCAGGAGGUGCCAAUGGCCUGCUGGUCAACAAGCAGUUGCAACUGGCCCUAAAUGCCCAAUCCUGCUGCUCGCUGCAGCGGGCCGAGGUGGAGAGCAUGUGGAAUGCCGCUGCGGCGGCGGUGGCUGCCCGGAGCGGAAAUUGCCUGGAAAUGGAGACGCUGCAGGUACGUAAGCCGGCGCAGAAUGUCAGAUUGAACACCUUCGGGCGGCGGUACCUGCAGCAGAGCCAUCAGCAUAGUGCAAACCACUACCGGCGAGGCUGUCCGCUGUGCGGCAAGUUCCGCUAUGAAGGUGAGGUCGAUGAUGAACCACUGACCGCUCUGUCCGUGGAGAGCGGUCUGAAUAUGGGCGGGCGCAGGGAGGAGGAGGAACCGUCUAUCUGCCCCUGCCCCAGCGACAUCGACAAUGGCAAUGGCAACCACAUUUCUGGUGACGAUCUGCAGGAUGAGGCCAACGGCAAUUUUCUGGCCGCCACUAUCGAUGAGCCACCUCAAAAUGAUGCCGUUCUCUUUCCCAUAACCGCUGCCAACGAUGAAAACGACAACGCAGCAACAUCGGACACACCAUCAACUUCCGACGCACCAGCCACAUUCCACGGGCAAUCGGGGGAGGAUGAGCUGGCCACGGGACAGCAGAAGGAGCACGAGGAGCAGGACCUGGACAACAUCAACGAGAAUGGAAUCAUCAGCCUGGACAUGAGCAAAAUCAUCGACAGAUCGGGCCUGCCCACAUACGAGGGUGCCAUCAAACUGGAGUCCAGUGGUUAUGUGUGAGCCUAACGAGCAGUUCGCAUUAGUUGUAUGGCUGCAAACCGAAACCCAAACCACAAUCGUGCUUUAACUAUGAUUAAGAUAGGUUGAGAUUGGUGAAUUCAUGUGUUAUUACUGCAGAAUGAGAAACCAGUUCAGUUUUUAGCUAUUUCAUUGGUUCUCAACCACCUAAGAAGAUGGCUAGAGUUUUUCUUUGAUAUGCUAAGAGAAGCACACCUAAAGUAAGCAUUUUUGAGUUGAAAGGGUUGACAAAAAUAUCACGCUCUCAAAACAGAGAAAAUAACAUUUUAAGCAAAUCGGAUAACAAUAAUUUUAACGUUUAAAUGUUUUAGAGCUAAGCCAGUGCAUAUCCCUGUAAAUGUUCGUGUCCGAGUACUCGUAUCAAUAAAAUCAAAAGUUGUAAUUGAACGCAACAAGCGGUUUAAUAAGCAACCUCAAUCCGCAA